AUGUCUAGUUACUGGGCCAAAAGGAGACGAAUAUUGAAAGGAGUUGAGAGGGACAAACAGGAAAUUGCAGCUGCAAACAAUGCUCUACUUGCUGUUAUUCCUGACUUUGACCAAGUAAAUCCUCCUGUUAAUGAACAUCAACAUGGAAUGGCUCCAACAAGCCAUGGACAAACUGUAACCCCUGAAGCACAGGAAAUAACUGUUGAUGAGGUGUAUGAACCUGGUGAAAUUUUUUCCUCAAGCACAGAAGAUAGUGAGGAGGAAGAGGAUUGCCUAAGGACACAAUUGGCAGGAUUUCCAGAGUCCAGAAUUCCAGAACAAAGCCGUGAGAAUGAGAACCAAGCCCUUAGGGAGGAGAACCAAGCCCUUAGGGAGGAGAACCAAGCCCUUAGGGAGGAGAACCAAGCCCUUAGGGAGGAGAACCAAGCUCUGAGGGAAAGCACUGCACGAGCAGCUUCGGAUGACAGCGGCUCACUUCAAGAGCAGGUGAAGCAAGUUGGGACAAUGUUGAAGACGUUUGCUCGCACUGGGCAAUCAGGUGCAGAUCAGACCUUAAUGCUGCGACGUCUUGGAGAGUUUGGCGAUGUUGUGCGUAGCAUGGACAACAAAAUGGACACUAUGCUGCAACAUUUCAGUGCCAAUGUGUCUGUUGGAGAGUUAUCCCUGCCAGGGGAUCUGUUACUCCCCCUAGACACCCAGGAAGAUUUGGCGUUGCUUGACAACAGUUUGAGGCAGGAUAAAGAGCUCCAGGAACGAUUUCUUCGGUUUUUGGCAAUCAAAUGUGGGAGGGACCUAAAGACAACCGUCUGGCGGAUGCUUCAAAGUAUCUUCUCUAAUCACCUUUCCAUCAAUACAACCUGGACUGGAGUUAGGGAUAAAGCAUGUUUUAGAGACAUGUUCCUGAAGACCAUUGUUCAAAGAGCCAUCCGCAAGAACCAACACAGGAUGCCACUGAUGAAGCCGUCCAGGUUAACGUUACGCGUUACCUGAAAGGAGCAUCUGACCGUAAAGGCGGAAAAAGGCGCCGCACAGCUGAGAGGGACCCACAGCCGACCCCUUAAACCUAGGCUGACUACUGACACCCCAGCAUCAACUGGAACCCUUUCUUUAUCCUGCAGUCAGUAACAUCAAGACCCCUAAAGAAGCCAGAAGUGUCAGACUGCACUCCCCAAUCCACACUGUUCACUGUGGAUAUUAUCAUAGUGCUUAACUCUUAUUAUAUUGUAAAAUAUAGCUUGUAAAUCCUUGUGCCACAGGUCAGCAUUGCAGUUAUAUCUGUUCUACUACUUUUUUUACCUCAGUAUUUUUUAUAUAUAUGUGAAGAUGUUUAUCACAGAUACAAGAGACAUCUUGUACCCCAGGUCAGCAAUGCCAUUAUAAUGGCCUAUUCUACUCCAGAGCUUUAUUCUAAAUUAUUACCACUUACCUUAUUGUUAGAAAUGGCUUGUAAAUGUGAUGUUAUACCUGAAUUUUUUUUGGUGUCCUGCACAUUCUUUGGUACCAGAUAUACUCAUUACUUAUGUUUACUGGUAAUUCUUUUCAUCCCAGAGCUGACAAUUAUUGCCCGUGUUAUAAUUUGCUUGUAAGCUAAGGCUGUUUUUUUUUUUUUUAACAAUUUAAUUGGAAACCUGCAUGUUCUUUUGUGUGUGUGUGUGUGUGUGUGUGUAUAUAUUUUUUUUUCUCUUUUUUUCUGUUAUUUAUAUUUCAGGGAUCUGACAUGUUUCAAUGACAGUUACUGUACUUUGAAAUGUGGAAUUAAAACAUCAAAUGGAAA
This is a messenger RNA of Cyprinus carpio (common carp), 1774 nucleotides long. RefSeq lists its product as uncharacterized. The coding region runs from base 1 to 990 and encodes 329 amino acids. The transcript is spliced from 6 exons. The record is from RefSeq and is a predicted model, not a curated record. NCBI's taxonomy places the organism in Eukaryota, Metazoa, Chordata, Actinopteri, Cypriniformes, Cyprinidae.